Columba livia (rock pigeon) is the source of this 5990-nucleotide messenger RNA. RefSeq names its product MINDY lysine 48 deubiquitinase 4 (gene MINDY4). Gene Ontology annotation, biological process: protein K48-linked deubiquitination. Gene Ontology annotation, molecular function: K48-linked deubiquitinase activity; cysteine-type deubiquitinase activity. The record is from RefSeq and is a predicted model, not a curated record. The transcript has 18 exons. NCBI's taxonomy places the organism in Eukaryota, Metazoa, Chordata, Aves, Columbiformes, Columbidae. The coding region runs from base 221 to 2491 and encodes 756 amino acids.
CAGGGGGAGGAGUUCUCUCCGUUUCCGAUGACAUGGUCUCCACAGCAACAUUCCUCCCGCAACUGGACUGCACACAACCGCUCCGCCACCGUCCAGCCACCGCCGCUUCAGGCCCGUGGUGCUCCAAAGCCACCCCGAAGAGCUGAAAUGUCUGAUUUGAAUGAUUUGUUAGGUGAAGCAGAGAAUAACCCCCCUAAGCACGCUUUGGGCUAAAAAAAAAAUGGACAACUCCUUUGUGGAAGAAGUGGCUGCAUCACUGGUGAGGGAAUUUCUCAGUAGAAAGGGUUUGAAGAAAACCAUCACUACCAUGGACCGAGAGCACCCACGUUCUGCACAUAGCAUCAAUAACAGGAAUGAACUUCGAAAUGUCCUACAUCUGCACUCCUUGUACAAACAGAACAAGGCAAAGGAGAACCCACUGAAAACACUCCUUGAAAUUAUUACUAAUUACUUCCUUGAGCACCGUGGGACUUCCAGAAACAUCAGUUCAAGUUCUGCUCUGUCAGCUCCUCAAAGUAAGAGCUCAACAUCUCGCCCACCCGACUUGGAUGAAGAUCAUGUCCGUGGGAGUUCCAUUGUGCCUAACGAGAGCGAAACUCAAGUUUACAGAUAUGAUGUUGAGAAUCCACCAGAUAAAAUCCUUCCAUCCAGAAAACAUCAGCACAAAAGUGAAAAAUGCCACACAGGGACAAUACACAACAGCCACGUACCCUCUGAUGGGGAUAAGAAGUUAAAAGAUAGUCAAGAAGAUUUAAAAACAGCUAUGACUUCUGAGGAGCUGAAAUCCACAGUGAAGGAGAAGACCAAGCCCAGGUCUGGUCUUGUUGUCAGAGGAAUGAUGGCUGGACCAGUAACAAGUUCACCAGAGGAUCUUCAAAAAAGGAGGCUUUCAAAACGAUCCACUAGCACAUGCAGCACUGCACAGUUCAAGGGUGAAGAACAUGAAGAAAAUGACCUGAGUGUCCCUAGUACUGAUAUUCAAGAAAGCAAAGGAUCUUCAACACAAGUAGAUACGGAAUUUGCACCAAAGACUAUGCCCAGCUCACGCACAAGUUCAACCUCUGAAAAACUAAGAAACAUGCCCAAGGAUACAGGUGACUCUUUUGCCAAACUGCUGUCUGAAAGAGAGAGGACCAGGACAGAAGAAAGAAAAUCAGUUCCAAGCUUUGGUACAGACAGCAAUGAAAAAAGCCUUAAAGUCAGCACCUCCCACAGGCACUCAGGGGCUGGAAGAGAGAAGAGAGAAAGAUCUCUCAAGAAAAAUGAGAGCCGGUUGUCAGGUCACAGGAAGUCUCCAACAUCCACUUGCUGUAAAGAAGACCAGAUGAAAGACGCCCUAGAAUUACUUGAUAUUGAGGAUGAAGAAACAACUGGAGAAGUUAGAAGGAACCCAGAUCUUUCAACAUUGUGUAUGCUUCAAGUUGAAUCAAAAGCAAUUGAUUUUUCCCUUGCAAAAGAAUUAAAAAACCUUUUGUUUGGCUCUAGUCUAUGUUGCUUCAGUGAAGAAUGGAAAAUACAGAGUUUUACAUUUAAUAGCAUACCACAGUUAAAAUAUGGCAUUGUGCAAAAAAAGGGUGGUCCAUGUGGAGUUCUGGCUGCAGUUCAAGCUUGUGUUCUACAGAAGCUUAUCUUUGCAGACAGUAACAGGAAUAAAGACACUCGUUGCCUUCAGCCUUCAGAAGCUCACAGGACCAAAUGCCUCACCAUGGCUAUUGCAGACAUAUUGUGGCGUGCAGGGGGCAAUGAAAAAGCAAUUGUGGCACUGCUGUCAGGAAGGCAACGGUUCACUCCCUUGGGAAAAUACAAGGCAGAUGGAAUCUUAGAAACUCUAAUACUACACAGUGUCACAAGAUACGAAGAUCUGAUUGCGUUUCUUCAGCAGAAUAUUCACCAGUUUGAAAUUGGACCCUGUGGGUGCAUCCUUCUGACUGUGUCUGUCAUCUUAUCAAGAUCUAUCAAUCUGGUGCGCAAUGAUUUUGAUGUACUUACAAACCGAUUGAUUGGCAGCCACGGCUAUUGUACUCAGGAACUGGUGAACUUGUUUUUGACUGGCAAAGCUGUGUCCAAUGUUUUCAACAAUGUGAUUGAGCUGGACUCUGGAAAUGGCAAUAUCACGAUUUUGAAAGGUAUCACAAGUCGCAGUGACAUUGGUUUACUAUCCCUCUUCGAGCACUAUGAUGUUUGUCAGGUUGGCUGUUACUUGAAAACCCCUAAAUAUCCCAUUUGGUUGGUAUGCAGUGAAAGCCACUUCAGUGUGCUGUUUUGUUUGGAGAAGGAUUUACUAGGUGACUGGAAAACAGAGCGGAGAUUUGAUCUGUAUUAUUAUGAUGGCUUGGCCAACCAGGAAGAAGAAAUACGGUUAACGGUUGACACGGCUCAGAUGUGCACUGAAGAUAAAGAAAAUGAUCUCACUCCUCCACUUGAGCACUGUAUUAGGACCAAGUGGCAAGGAGCUGCUAUUGACUGGAAUGGCACAGAACCAAUCUUGUGACUGACCUGACCUGCACUGACUGAAUUAGCACAUUCCUAUUCCCACCAAUACAGGAAACAGGGCAAGAGUUCUGCAGUUUAUGAUGAGGAAGAACGACAUGUUUUGCAGGGUGGAAGAGUUUCACCUCAAUCACCUCGUGCUUCAGAUAUUUGCUUAUAAUAUAAACAACACUUACGUAAAUUCCUUGUCACUGCCUUUAACAUACAGCUUCUGAGAGCAGACUGAGUUCCCACCACCAAACCAAGGUUACAGAUGAAUCAGCGAAGUUGUCAACGUCCCCUUGAGGUCUCUUUCUGGAUCCACUCUGUAUCCUGCAAUUGUUUCAAAAAAUCUGAUAAAAGACGCUGAACCCAGAUUUCUGUCCCUGUUCAUGCCUUCUCCAUGCUGCCUAAUUCUUCACCUACAAAACUCAAGUGCCAGUAUAAGAUAUCAUCCAAUAAAUCUAUGUUCACUACUUUACUUGAUAUUAGUAAGUCUCAUUUUGCACUGAACAGAUUGGUAACCAUAUGGCCUUUCGGAUAAAGUCUGACCUAUACAAGUUUUUUGUUAUGUCAUAAUAUUUGCAGUAAGGAUUGUGGUUUUGUGUUACCAGAAUAAUAACACUAGUACAUUCCUUAUACUGAGUGCAAUUGGUGUGUGACAGUGCCUCAUACUAAUGUAGCUCAUUUUUCUUUCUGGAUGGGAGACAGCUGUAUCAGUGUCUUUACAUUUAUACUAUGGCAACUACUUAUGUACUAGGGUUUAUUUACACCAAAGUAAUAGAUAGGAUCUGUGGUUUGCUUCUUCAUAAUUACCACAAAACAGAAGAGUUGUUAGGUUUGAAAUUUAAAUGGUGCCUAUCUGUGACAGAUAUCAUUUUUCAUUAUUAAAUAAAGUGCAUGUACUGAAAUGAUGCACUGUGAAGAUGUAUCACAAGGUACUGAAACAGCAGUUUGUGUUCUGAAAUGAAUUCUUUAAGUGACAUAUUUUGGCAACACUUUACCCUAAUUGGAACAAGUUACUGAACUGAAGAUUGGAAAAAAUGGCUUGGAAAAAAAGGCGGAUAAAUGGUGUUUCUAGAAUUAUUUCUCUCUCUUGAGAGUGAGUAUUUCAUGAGAAUUUAAUAAAGAACUUCUACUUUCUGAUAUUUUUCAUAGCACAUUCUUCCUAGUCAGUACGCAAACUCCUCCGAGUCCUGAUAAACUAGUUGCUCUUUCCAAAAUCAAUUUCCAACAAGAAUGCAACGUCCUAAUAUGUGUGUAGUGUGGACAUACCAAGCUCGCUAUGCAAAUGCAAAUCUCGGGGAUUUAGCGCUUGAGCUACAUUUGGAAACCAACCUGAAUAUAAGCCAUAACGGAGUACCAGAAAGGUUUAGAUAGUCUUCGAAUGAACAUCUGUCUCCCACUUUGCUUUCCAUUCACGUCGAACUGUCUGUAUGCAGUGAAGCAUCUCAGAGUUGCAGCUAUUUUAAUUUUACUUAAUUCAGUGUAAUGUAAUUUGGUUCAGAUCAGAUAGGCAAAGUUCUUUAAAUUUUGUGAGAUUAAGAUCUCCCAUUCAGCCUCUGAGGUAGAAACCACAUCAGAUUUGAGGUCAUUCCUGACUCUACUGCAGGGAUCUUACAUGGCCUUUGGCAAACCCUUUAAUCCCUGUGUAUAUAGGGAUAUGUUUGCACUGUCAGUUAUAGGUGGACUCAACACUGCCUUUAAGAUACUCUCAUCUUCAAUUCUUCAAGCACUGCAGAUUCCCCUGGGAGAGCUUUGCUCAGUGUGAGCUUCAGUGUUUCUGGGAGUGGGCGAUUCCACUCAAAGAUCCCAGAUCCAAAACCUUUGUUCCUCUUGAAGUUUCUAUAACCUACAGUCUACACUUUAUUUCAUGAAGCAAAUGUAGUUUGAUUUCCCCACUACCUCACAGGGCAUCUAUAACAUAAAAUAAGACUUUUUGCAGAAUGCAUUUGAACAGAAAAUAGUGUAGAGAUGAAAAACGGGGAAAGAUUUUUGGAACCAGGUUUAAGAAAAAAUUCCUUUCUAAAUUUUCCAGUCAGGCAAAUGUGCACCAUUUACUUUAAAGCAUUGGUUUUACUUUAAAUCACUGCUUUAAAGUAUGUCAGUUUGGAGAUAACCUUCCACUCCCUGAUAGAAGGGCAGCAAAGAUAAGCAUUCAUGUGGGGAAGAAGGGAGCUGCUUUGUGACAGGCGAGAUUUCAUCUGGCUAAAAUAUGGAUAACUACAGUGCAGACGUUGUUCAAAGGAGCUGUUCUCCUCUGUUCAGAGAGGAGAUAUCAGGGUGUGAUGUAUCUUUGCUUUAGGAUGAGAAGAACUACGCUCCAGACUGUGGGAUGGUAAGUAUAAAGGGAGCCCAAGAGUAUCACCUCAAAUGGGUUUCACCCAUGAAGAUGGGUGAAGGAUUUUUCAGGGUAUAAGAAAGAGUAUAGAUUAGUGCACAUGGCUUGGAAAUAGAUUGUGGUUUAUGGUUUAUUUUAGAGAAUAAAUGACAUCGAGGAUUGGCCCUGAACUCUGACCUUCUUUUUAAACAGGCUCCAAAGAACUUUGAGGCUUCUUCCUCACUGGUGAUGUAGAGUAUUUUUGUUGAAACUUAGUUUCAGUGACAAUAGUAUCUCAGAGAUACAGAUCUUUCUUACCCAUUAUCUGUAAUUAUGUUUACGAGCAUUUGCUCUGCAAAGCCCACCUGUUGCCUAUUUAAGAUUAAACAACUCCAGAUUCACCUGUGUUCUCACCCACAAAUGAAAUAAAGCACUUGGAUCACUUCAACAAGCAAACACCUGUGUAGGGUAAUUCCACCAAGCCUGGUGGAGCCUGAAACCAGCAUGUUGAACAGCAAUGCCCUUACUCAGCAAGAGAGGCGGCUGCUGAGAUUUGCUAGCACAUUCUUCCGUAAGAAGGAAAUGUGCAACCAAAACGUUCAUUAAGAUCUCAUUCUUCUGCAGAAAAAUGACAGAGCAUUACCUUGGUCACUGUCUCCAUCAAGAAGACUUGCAUAUUUUCAUUUGACAUAAAGCACCAGAAUUUAUUUUGCUUGAGACUUUAAAGGGAUUUUUAAGUCAAUCAGAUAAGGCAAUGCAAAAUGUUAUACAGCAAUGCAAAAACAUUUGCACAGAUCAGUGUAGAAUCGUAUCCUGUUCCAGCAGCAUGCAUGUAUUUUUUUAAUUAUGUUUUCCUCUUCAUUGUUUCUCAUUUUCACUGCCCAAUGAAUGUGACUUCCUGAGAUAAACAAAGCAGCAACUGUUUGAUUACCGAGCGUGAAAAGACACCAGUGACAUUGGCACUUGGUCUGCAUGAUGUCUUAAUUUAAUUCUCUUUUCCUCUGUGGCAUAAAUAAAUGUACUCUCUGCUGAAAAUUGAUCCCAUAGCUAACAACAGACAUGGCAUAUUGUGUUAGUAGAUUAAUAUCUAAGCAGAGGCACUGUUUUGGUAAGGUGUCAUAUGUCACCUUUGUACAAAAUGUAUGUAUAUUUAACUUUGUCUUGUACAGAAUGUCCCUUAAAAAUAAAACAUUUAAAGCAA